AGCCUCCGGUCACCACCAGCACAUACCCUGGGUUACCUCCCCGCGCCCGCCAGCACGGCGCGCGCGCUGAGGCGCCUCCCAAUGGCCACAAUCUCCGCCUUUGCGCCCACCCUCUCCCCCGCGCACUGCCUUCACCGCUCAGGAGCAGCCGCCGCCGCGGCCGCGCCUCUCCGCCGGAACGCGCGCACGCUCAUGGCGGGGGCUAUGGGCAUUCUGCGGAAUGCGGCCGGUCCCCGCGGAACUGGAAUCAGCGGAAUAGCGCGGCAAGAGAUAGGCAUAUGCGGACGCGAGACAACGGCGCAGAGUCGUGAAAGUGGGAUAGCUUCUAAUCUACGCCGCGACACGGGACUGACCAGGGGAGGUUUCAUCCGAUCCGAGCACAACUGCAGCGGGGGGAGGAUGCGAUUUCUCAGCGUGAAUUGUGACAGCAGCCCCAGCCGCCAAUGCAGCGCUAUUCCGCGCCAAGUGCACGGAUCGGUACCCCCCUUCCGCCAUGGCUGCUACCACUCCAGCGUCGCUUCACUCCCCUUGUACUCCCUGCCACCACCACACCCCACGCUCUGCAGCAGCAGCAGCAGCAGCAGCAGCGGGUGCGGAAGCUACAGCGGCGGAAUCAGGCGGGAGAGUGGCUCUCGAAGACUCUUCUCGCGGGGUAGCGCGAAUGCAGAUGCGAGUUUGGCGGUAGCGGAGGAGGAGACGGAGGGGGGUGCGGCUGUGGGGACAGGGGAGGAGAAAGCAGUAGGUGAUGCGAGAGUGGUGAGUGGAGAGGAGGGAGGUGAGAAAGCAGGGAGCUGCAGAAGUGAGGACGAGAAGAGAAGAGAAGAGAGCAAGGGACAGAGGAAGGAGAACGAGAAGGCGAAGGGGAAGGGGAAGGGGAAGGGGAAGGAAAAGGGUAAGGAGGAGGCGGUGAAGCUAAUGCUGUACAACACGAUGAGCCGCGGCAAGGAGGAGUUUGUACCGCUGCAGGCGGGGAAAGUGGGCAUGUAUGUGUGCGGUGUGACGGUGUACGACUACAGCCACAUCGGCCAUGCCCGCGUAUAUGUCUCCUUCGACGUCCUGUACAGGUACCUGCAGCACAUGGGGUAUGACGUCACGUACGUGCGCAACUUCACUGAUGUGGAUGACAAGAUCAUCAAGCGUGCGUUGGAACUGGGCGAGGAUCCGCUGCAUCUGAGCCGUCGGUUCAUUGGCGAGUUCCAUGCGGACAUGCAUGCGCUAGGGUGCCUGCCCCCCACGCACGAGCCUAAGGUGUCGGAGCACAUCCCCGACAUCAUCCACAUGAUCCAACAGAUAGUGGAAUCGGGAGUCGGCUAUGUGGUGGACGGCGGGGAUGUCUUUUUCAAUGUGGACAAAGCGGAAGGAUACGGACAGCUGUCCGGGCGGCGGCAGGAGGAGAACCGGGCAGGCGAGCGGGUGGCAGUGGAUGAGAGAAAGAGGAACCCAGCUGACUUUGCGCUUUGGAAGAGCGCCAAGCCGGGCGAGGUGUCGUGGGAGAGUCCGUGGGGGUUGGGGCGGCCGGGGUGGCACAUAGAGUGCAGCGCCAUGAGCCAGCGCUACCUGGGGUUCCGAUUUGACAUCCACGGGGGCGGCAGGGACCUCAUCUUCCCGCACCAUGAGAACGAGCUCGCACAGAGCAAGGCCGCCGCCGCCGCCGCCGCUGCUGCUGCUGCUGCUGCUGCUGGGGGUGCUGGUGCUUCGGCUGGUGCCGGUGGUGAUGGUGUGGAGCCGCAGCAGCAGCAUGCGCAUGGGGGGGAGGAGGGGCAGCAGCAUGGAGGAGGGUGUUUGCACUGCGCGGAGGGGGAGGGGGAGGCGUGUGGGGUGUCGGUGUGGCUGCACAAUGGGUUUGUAAACGUGGACUCGGAGAAGAUGUCCAAAUCGCUGGGAAACUUCUUCACCAUCCGAGAGGUGUUGGAUCGCUUUCACCCGGUGGCGGUGCGGUGGUUCCUGCUGUCGACACACUACCGCUCGCCCAUCAACUACAGCGACCGCCAGCUCGACCGCGCAUCCGACCGCGUCUUCUACCUCUACCAGCUCUUGGCAGACUGCGAAGCGGCCAAUCAGCAGCAGCAGCAGGUAUCACCUGGUGCAGGAGCGUCCAAGCCGCCUCCUGCGCCAGCCAAGGUGGCAGUGGCAGCAGCAACGCAGGUGGCAGCAGCGGUAGCAGCAGCGCUGGCGGACGACCUGCACACGGCGCAGGGAGUGGCGGCCCUCUCAGAGCCGCUCAAGCUCAUGGGGGACAUGCUGGGGGGCAAGAAGUACAAGAAGGACCCCUCCCGGGUGCCCUCCCUCCUGCUGCUGCAAGAAGCCGUGGUUUCCGUGCUCGGCCAGCUCGGCCUACCCACCACUGGAUAUACCCCGCUUCUGGAGGACUUGAAGCAGCUGGCGCUGAAGCGAGCGGGGAUGAGUGCAUUGCAAGUAGAGGCGAUGAUGGAGCAGCGGGAGGAGGCAAGGAAAGCCAAGGACUUUGCACGGUCAGAUGCCAUUCGAGAUGAGUUGGCGCAGGUGGGGAUCAUGCUCAUGGACACCGCUGCUGGCAUGAUGUGGCGACCUGCCGCCAUCACCACGCAUGAUGCCGAUGAUGCUGAUAGCUCAGCGGGCUCUGAAUGACGUAGUACUGGUAAUUGUUCCUUAUACAUGUCUGCCAAAUAGAGUAGUGGUUGGCAUGUGUAGGUAGUGUUUUUCUGUUCUAUAGGAUAGGUUGUGAUUAUUAUUACCUCAGGAAAUGCUGUAACAUCCGCAC
Molecule: messenger RNA, 2740 nt
Organism: Closterium sp. NIES-67
Lineage: Eukaryota; Viridiplantae; Streptophyta; Zygnematophyceae; Desmidiales; Closteriaceae
Source: the annotation of a GenBank genome assembly